AGAUAUGUACGUACGUAUGGUAAAUUAUUGGAAACAGUAACCUAAAUUUGAUAGAUUUAGGAUAUUAAUUUAUAGAAUUGUGGUGAUUCGUAUUUAACAAUAUCUCUUUUUGUUUUGAUAUUUCCAUUGAUCGAUCAAUAUUUUCUUUUAUAACGAAAUCUCAGGUGUUAUUGUCAAAAUGAAUAUAGUACGACAUAGUGACUUUAACGUUUUAAAAAAAGUUCUAUGUUCAAUGCAGCGAUACCUACUUUAGUUAAUAUUCCAAUUAUAAUGGGGUUUUGUCGUGGAGAAAGUCUCGAAGAAAUUGUCUCAUACAUUGCAAAGAAUAUUUUUAUUCCAUAAAUAAAUUCAUGAUAAUUUCAGUGCUAUUUUAAUAUAAGUCAAAGUUUAAAGUCUUAUGUCUUAUUUCAAGUGUUAUUGAUUUAAUUAAUACACAUAAUGGAUAUACGAGGAAUAGAAGUGACAAAUCAACUUAGAAGUGCUAUACGUGCUAAGUUAUUAGAGUUAGGAGUACGCUACGAUGAGGAAUUACCAGAUUACAUUUUAGUAAUGGUAGUGAAUAAAAAGUCACGUCAACAAAUGCACGAAGACUUAAAUUUAUUCUUAGAAGACAGUACAACUCCAUUUGUAGAUUGGUUGCACGAUCAAGUUUUAAAGAAACUUCAAAAAGUAACAGUUGCUAAGAAGAAAUCAUCAAAAGAAUUUGUACCUACUGUUGUUGUUAAACAAGAAGAGGAAAGAAAAAAAAGGAAAACAUCUACGACAUCUUUUUUGGAAGAUCAUACAACUGACCAAAGCGGAACCGAAAAACCUACUGUAAAAAAUAUUAAAGAUGACAAAAGUUUGCAUAAACCGGUCACCAAGAUAACUUUGUUGAAUCAGAGUAACAAUGAUAAUGUUAAAAGUACAGAUAAAUGUCCUAAACUUGUACAUAAUGAAAAUAAAUCUAGUAACGUUUCAACACCUAUAAAUAAUCAGAUACAAGAAAAUAUUGUUACAAAAGAUAACACUUCAUUAGAAGUUACAAAAUCUAGCACUGAAGUUAAUAAAAAUACUAAGACACCUAAUACUUCAACAAGAAUUUUAAAGAGACCUUUAGAGUCUGGAAAUGAACAUAAUGAAUCUUUGGAGAAAAAGGAUAACGAUGGGAAAUUAUCCAAAUCUUUAGAAGAGAAUGACACUUCUCCAGAAGAUAAUGUUAAAAAACUGAAAUCAUUUGUUGUUUCUGUCAAGAAUCGUCUUGGUGUUGCUUCACCAAGAAAAAAAUUUGAAAUUUAUAGACAGAAGGCUGAUAAUGAAGCAAGACACAAACAAUUAGAAAAAAGAUUCGAUAAGAAACGAUUUAAUAAUAUUAAUUCACAACGUAAUAGAAAUUUUGAACUGGAGGAACGUGCAAAGAGAAACAGGGAGAUAGAAAUAAGACAACAAGAAGUUGAUAGAGCAAAUGAUAUUAAAAGUCGAUUGGGUACCAUUAGAAAUGAUCGAUCUAAUAAACUGAUUGAUAUCAAAGAUAAAGGUAAUCCUAAUUUCAAAUCUAAGAUUUUACCUGACAAAUUGGCGGGUAGUAUAAAAGAUCGGCUAGGAAUAGGCAACGCUCAUAGACUUCAACUGAAAUCAACGCUAGAUACAGUAGAAUAUAAGACUAACAAAUGCUUGGAACAAGAUCGUAAUACUUUAAUAAGCAACAAGAAUAUUAAAACUAGAUUAGGACCAUUAAAAAAUAAUUUCAAACCAGUGAAUUCUAAAAAUUAUUUGAAUCCAUUUGUUCAAUCUUCCAAUGUUAGCAAAGAUGAGGAUCCACCAGAAGUUGGUAUUGAAGAAGAAUUAAAUGACGAAGUGGAUGAAGAAGUAAAUUCGGGUCCUCUUAAAUCUCAUAUAAUAGCUGUAAAAAAAUCCAUACCGCCAAAGACUGAAAAAAAACGAAUUAAAGCUAUAGACAAAGUUAAUAAAAAAAUAUCUAAUAAUGUGGACGAUGAAGAGAUUGAAGAAUCUAAGCUUCCCAGUAAAGUUAUUGUGACGCCAAGACCUUUGAAGCCAUUGCAACCUCUUCAGAAACGUGCGACGCAAUCGUUAUUACUCAGAGCAGUUGCUGAAGCCAAUCAAUCGGUUGUUAAACAGAAGAAUCCAGAACCAUGUUUAAUGGAGAAGAAACCAGUUUUGAAGCAUCUUAGGCCAGCAGCAGCUCCAUCGAGGGAAUUAAGCCAAAGUUUGUCGGUACGUUUUAAUGCUAAUAAGAGGCUCGUCAUGGAGAAAAUUCAAGUUGAAUUAAAUACAGCGGAUUCUACUGAAUCAGAACCUAAACCUUAUAUGCCACAUGUCACUGACGAACACAUGGGGGUUGUGAUGUCUCUAUUCCAAAGAAACGAUAAUAACCAAAAGUUUUUAGUUACUUUAAAUGGAUAUAAUAAUAAUCAUACAAAAGAAAAAACUAGUUCUGAUGACGAAGAACGUUUAGAAAUGGAGGUAAACGAAGACGAUGAAAUGGCAUUGUUAACAGUACAGAAUGAUACCCUUGUACCAAGUGAUUCGGAUCCAAACGUUCUACGGAUAACUGACUUGGAUGAUGAUGCUGAUUCAAUUAUAAAAGAUAUAAAUGAAGAGAAUAAUGAAAAUUGUAACAUAGAAAAUGUAGAAGUUGUUGAGAAUAUACAAACAAAGAGAAGAAAAUUGAGUCCAAUAGUAUACAAUAGAUCUCACUCACCAAGUCCAGUAGAAGUAAAAUCUACAAUAGUUUAUGGUAGUAGUGUAACGACGACUAAACGUAAAAAACCAAACAUUGAGAGCAGUGUAUCAACGGUGAUCGAUAAAUCAAAAGAAAAAUGUCGAUAUUGGCCUAAUUGUACUCUCGGAAACAAAUGUGCAUUUAUGCAUCCCACAGUUAUAUGCAGUGCAUUCCCGGCUUGUAAGUUUGGAGACAAAUGUGCGUACAAACAUCCCAAAUGUAAAUUUGGAUUAUCUUGUACAAAAUUAGGAUGCGCAUUUUCUCAUCCUACUCAACAAUGCAAAUAUCAUCCUUUCUGUAACAAACCUAAUUGUCCAUAUUCACAUCCUGUAACGACACACGCAGUGCUUGUACCCGAAGCAAACACUCAAAGAGCUAAAUUCACAUGGCGAAGAAGCGAUUGAGUAAACAAAUAUUUGUUAGAUCUUAUUAAUGUGAGAUUUUAAUAGAUCUCUUAAGGAUUAAAUUGUACAUAUUUUAAUUCGUUCAUAAUAUUAAUAAUAAUAAUAAUAAUUACAUAGACUUAUUGCCAACUUUGUACAAAAAAUGGGAAUGAAACAAAAAGAAAAAAUAUUAAACCGAAAAUUAGUAUUUGAGUCUUUCACGAUUUAUCUACA
Polistes dominula (European paper wasp) is the source of this 3339-nucleotide messenger RNA. It is a transcript of the gene Nab2, whose product is annotated as Nuclear polyadenosine RNA-binding 2. Gene Ontology annotation, biological process: regulation of mRNA stability. Gene Ontology annotation, molecular function: metal ion binding; poly(A) binding. Lineage: Eukaryota; Metazoa; Arthropoda; Insecta; Hymenoptera; Vespidae. The record is from RefSeq and is a predicted model, not a curated record. Gene Ontology annotation, cellular component: nucleus; cytoplasm.